Molecule: messenger RNA, 596 nt
Organism: Phanerochaete carnosa HHB-10118-sp
Lineage: Eukaryota; Fungi; Basidiomycota; Agaricomycetes; Polyporales; Phanerochaetaceae
Exons: 5
Source: RefSeq, a predicted model, not a curated record
UGACCGCUAAUGUAGAAAAGCGUCGCGCUAACGUCCGGCAGGCAUCUGAGCGACACCCGUUGCUACUUGAAGGCCUCUCGAGGUGACGUCUACGAGGCUACGCUUGACUUUACUGAGGACUUCCUCGAAUCUGUUACACAAAGAGGUUUCGCCAAGCGCGUGGUGGAAUGGUCAUCCGCCGGGUUCAUUCUCCAGUGCGACGAGAAUAGCAGCCUUUGCCCCAUUACCUGGGACUCCAGUACUCGGUCUAUCUUCUAUCAAGACAGGAACAGAACCCUACGAGAAUGGCGCCUCAUCGAUGGCCACAACUGGGAGCAGACCACCUUCGAGCAGCCAAACGUGAAGAUAGGCACCAACAUCGCCGUCGUAUCCAUAGCUGGUCGUAAGAAUGUUACUCUACUUGCCGCAGAAAGCGGGAGUUGGUGCGACCCAGAUGACGCCGCCGCCGCUGUCCGGCUCGCCAAAGCUUUGCCCCUUACCGGCAUCGGCGCGUGCCUCAACAGGAGUAGAGAUGUUCGUGUAUAUUAUCAAGACGAGAGCUUUGCUAUCCGGGAAUAUUGCGGGAGCUAUGGAGGGAAGUGGUGAGUCUUGUCGUU